This is a messenger RNA of Balaenoptera musculus (blue whale), 3631 nucleotides long. RefSeq names its product exocyst complex component 6 (gene EXOC6). The transcript has 24 exons. Gene Ontology annotation, cellular component: exocyst; membrane. Gene Ontology annotation, biological process: intracellular protein transport; Golgi to plasma membrane transport; exocytosis. The record is from RefSeq and is a predicted model, not a curated record. NCBI's taxonomy places the organism in Eukaryota, Metazoa, Chordata, Mammalia, Artiodactyla, Balaenopteridae. The coding region runs from base 14 to 2491 and encodes 825 amino acids.
AAGAUUACUUGGCAUGGAAAUGAUUGAAAAAGGCCUGCUGGAGGAAAUGGGACUUGAACUGAAUCUCAAACCAUGGGCAACAGAUGGGGGUGCACAUUUUUGGGAGGUCCCCAAGACUGCUUUCAGGUCUGUGUAUGAUGACCAACCAAAUGCACACAAGAAGUUUAUGGAAAAGUUAGAUGCUUGUAUCCGUAAUCAUGACAAGGAAAUUGAAAAGAUGUGUAAUUUUCAUCAUCAGGGUUUUGUAGAUGCUAUUACAGAACUCCUUAAAGUAAGGACUGAUGCAGAAAAACUGAAGGUGCAAGUUACUGAUACCAACCGAAGAUUUCAAGAUGCUGGAAAGGAGGUGAUAGUCCAAACAGAAGAUAUUAUUCGAUGUAGAAUUCAGCAGAGGAAUAUUACAACUGUAGUAGAAAAAUUGCAGUUAUGCCUUCCAGUGCUGGAAAUGUACAGUAAGUUGAAAGAACAGAUGAGUGCAAAAAGGUAUUAUUCUGCUCUAAAAACUAUGGAACAAUUAGAGAAUGUGUAUUUUCCCCGGGUUAGUCAAUACCGGUUUUGUCAGCUAAUGAUAGAAAAUCUUCCUAAGCUCCGUGAAGAUAUUAAAGAAAUCUCCAUGUCUGAUCUCAAAGACUUUUUGGAAAGCAUUCGCAAACAUUCUGACAAAAUAGGUGAAACAGCAAUGAAACAGGCACAGCAGCAGAAACUCUUCAGUGUUAUUCUGCAGAAGCAAAAUAAUGUAAAAUUUGGGAAGACUGUGUAUAUAAAUGAUAGAAUUCCAGAAGAAAGGAAUGAAAUUGUAUUGAAACCUGUAUUUGAGGAAGAGGAUGAGAAUGAAGAGGAGGUCUUAACUGUUCAGGAUCUUGUUGAUUUUUCCCCUGUUUACCAAUGUUUGCACAUUUAUUCUGUUCUGGGUGAUGAGGAAACAUUUGAAAAUUAUUACCGAAAACAAAGAAAGAAACAGGCAAGACUGGUAUUGCAACCCCAGUCAAAUAUGCAUGAAACAGUUGAUGGCUAUAGAAGAUAUUUCACUCAAAUUGUAGGGUUCUUUGUGGUGGAAGAUCACAUUUUACAUGUGACCCAAGGAUUAGUAACCAGGGCAUACACUGAUGAACUUUGGAACAUGGCCCUCUCAAAGAUAAUUGCUGUCCUUAGAGCUCAUUCAUCUUAUUGCACUGAUCCUGAUCUUGUUCUGGAACUGAAGAAUCUCAUUGUAAUAUUUGCAGAUACUUUGCAGGGUUAUGGUUUUCCAGUGAACCGACUUUUUGACCUUUUAUUUGAAAUAAGAGAUCAAUACAAUGAAACACUGCUUAAAAAAUGGGCUGGAGUUUUCAGGGACAUUUUUGAAGAAGAUAAUUAUAGUCCCAUCCCUAUUGUUAAUGAAGAAGAAUAUAAAACAGUCAUCAGUAAAUUUCCCUUUCAAGAUCCAGACCUUGAAAAGCAAUCUUUCCCAAAGAAACUGCCCAUGUCUCAAUCAGUGCCUCAUAUUUAUAUUCAAGUUAAAGAAUUUAUUUAUGCCAGCCUUAAAUUUUCAGAGUCAUUACACCGGAGCUCAACAGAAAUAGAUGAUAUGCUUAGAAAAUCAACAAAUCUGCUGCUGACCAGAACUUUGAGUAGCUGUUUACUGAAUCUUAUUAAAAAACCUCACAUAGGUUUGACAGAGCUAGUGCAAAUCAUUAUAAACACCACACACCUGGAACAAGCUUGCAAAUACCUUGAGGACUUUAUAACUAACAUUACAAAUAUUUCUCAAGAAACUGUUCAUACCACAAGACUUUAUGGGCUCUCUACUUUUAAGGAUGCCCGACAUGCAGCAGAAGGAGAAAUAUAUACCAAACUUAAUCAGAAAAUUGAUGAAUUUGUUCAGCUUGCUGAUUAUGACUGGACAAUGUCUGAGCCAGAUGGAAGAGCUAGUGGUUACUUAAUGGAUCUUAUUAAUUUUUUGAGAAGCAUCUUUCAAGUGUUUACUCAUUUGCCUACUAACAGCAAUGAUCACGCAGCCAUGUCGGGGAAGGUUGCCCAGACUGCUUGCAUGUCAGCCUGCCAGCAUCUGUCAACAUCAUUAAUGCAGAUGCUCCUGGACAGUGAGUUAAAACAGAUAAGCAUGGGAGCCGUUCAGCAAUUUAACUUAGAUGUCAUACAGUGUGAAUUGUUUGCCAACUCUGAGCCCGUGCCAGGAUUCCAAGGGGAUACUCUGCAGCUAGCAUUCAUUGACCUCAGACAACUCCUUGACCUGUUUAUGGUUUGGGAUUGGUCUACUUAUCUAGCUGAUUAUGGUCAGCCAGCUUCUAAGUACCUUCGGGUGAAUCCAAACACAGCCCUUACUCUUUUGGAGAAUGUGACUUGCAGAGUCCAUAGAGGGAUAAAGGAUACUAGCAAAAAGAACAAUAUAUUUGCUCAAUUCAGGAAGAAUGAUCGAGACAAACAGAAGUUGAUAGAGACAGUCGUGAAACAGCUGAGAAGUUUGGUGAAUGGUAUGUCCCAGCACACAUAAACUUCACAUUGCUUGCACUCAGUGACACCAAAUCCAUGGUGUCUCAAUGUUGAUCUCUAACAGGCACUGGUCAUGAUACAGAAAGUUGUUUGCAGAAUUCAAAAAUAUAGUAGAGAAAAGACACUGAUGAGAGAGCUUAAACAAGAAAGAAUUAUAAAUAUCAUUUGUAUGGAUUUUUAAAUAACGGAAUAAUAUUUUAUAUAUGGAAAACCUGACAUUAAUUUUUUUUUCACUUCUAGGGAAAAAAGGCAAAACUAAUAUAUAAAUCAGGUCAAAAAUUGUCUAUGAAACUGAUUGUGUAAAUACAUUAGAAGAACUUAUGCCUCUAUAUAUUGGUGUUUUUUCUACUUAGACUUGAAUGAUUUUUCUGUUUUGUUUUUUUUUGUUUGUUUGUUUUCCAGUAUCUGGUUUUGGAAUGCAAUUAUGUCUGAUCUUUCACUGUCAUUUUCUGACUUUUAGCUUUAAUUUUCACCUCAAUAUUAUUUAAAUAGACUAAAAUUUCUAAUUCUGCUGAUUUCGAGGGAGGAAAUAUAAAUCUUUAAAGGUCCCUGAAAUCAAACUUAAUUUAACCCAGUAAGAAUUUGAAUUAUUUGUUCUACUUGGGUGGUUUAAUUUAAUCUGAAUAUGAAGAAAAGGAAUUUGAUUUUCUAAAGAUGCAAGGUGUUUCUGUUCAGCAGGGUUAAUAUUUCUAACUAUAGUGUUUGUAGCUGGCCCCAUUUAUUUGGUUUGGUUUGGUUUGGUUUGGUUCAAGUUAGAAGGACAGAAACUAAGUGGGGCUAACCACUUCAGGUGCCGCUUGUGAUAGGAGAGAUGUGUUCCUACACACAGAAGUUACCACAGGGGUCAGGUUACUUUCUUCAAAGAGCAGACAUCAGUACCAUGUCCUCACUGUGGAAACAAGCCAAACCAAAUGAACUCUGGAAAACCUAAAAUGAAUGUACAUUUUACUGUGUAAAGUACUGUGGUCCAGAUGGUAAUAACAAUCUGAUCCUUACUUUCUCUUCAUUGUAUUUAUGCUGAAUAAUCCUUUUGCAUUUUCAGGAUUUAUGCCUGUAAGAAACUUUUAUUUGACUCUGUAAAAUAAGUGUAAAGAAUUAUAUGUACAUUUCUUGAUUUUGUGAUUAAAUAUUAAAAAGGUUG